UCCAACAUCCAUCAUCCCAAUAACAUCUCAAAUAUUUUCUUUCUCUCAGUUUUCUUUUCAAUCAAAAUGGCACGUACCAAACAAACAGCACGCAAAUCCACCGGCGGAAAAGCCCCACGCAAACAACUCGCCACCAAAGCCGCACGGAAAUCAGCUCCGGCGACCGGAGGAGUGAAGAAGCCACACCGUUUCCGUCCCGGAACCGUGGCGCUUCGUGAAAUCCGCAAGUACCAGAAGAGCACUGAGCUUCUGAUAAGAAAACUUCCAUUCCAACGUCUUGUUCGUGAAAUCGCUCAGGAUUUCAAAACCGAUCUCAGAUUCCAGAGCAGUGCUGUUUCUGCUCUUCAAGAAGCGGCUGAAGCUUAUCUUGUUGGUUUGUUUGAAGAUACAAAUCUUUGCGCUAUUCAUGCUAAGAGAGUUACUAUUAUGCCUAAGGAUAUUCAACUUGCAAGAAGAAUUCGUGGUGAAAGGGCUUAGAAUUCGUUGCUAGGGUUCGGAAUUAUCUUUAAUGUUUUUAUAAUAAUUAGGGUUCUAUUAGCGUUUGGUUCAUCUGUUUCUGUUAUGAAUCUUUAGUAAUGAUUCUUGAGGAAUUAUGAGUUGAUUGCAUUUAGUUUUUUGAACCUAAUUUACUUCUUGAGAGAAUGGGAUAUUGGAUUAUGUUGGUAUUAA
This is a messenger RNA of Medicago truncatula (barrel medic), 669 nucleotides long. Its product is annotated as histone H3.2. Gene Ontology annotation, molecular function: protein heterodimerization activity; DNA binding; structural constituent of chromatin. The record is from RefSeq and is a predicted model, not a curated record. Lineage: Eukaryota; Viridiplantae; Streptophyta; Magnoliopsida; Fabales; Fabaceae. Gene Ontology annotation, cellular component: nucleosome. The transcript has a single exon. Bases 67 to 477 code for a protein of 136 amino acids.